Helobdella robusta is the source of this 1547-nucleotide messenger RNA. RefSeq lists its product as hypothetical. Lineage: Eukaryota; Metazoa; Annelida; Clitellata; Rhynchobdellida; Glossiphoniidae. The transcript has 10 exons. The record is from RefSeq and is a predicted model, not a curated record. Gene Ontology annotation, molecular function: calcium ion binding. Bases 262 to 1056 code for a protein of 264 amino acids.
GAUUGUUGAUUGAAUUGAAGUUGGAGUUAGGGAUUUAUUGAAGUUAGGGACACAACAGUAAGGUUUGUUUUACUUUAAAUUACUAUUUAAGAUUUCAUUUUAUCAAUUAAACAUUUUUUAAUAUAUAUAAUAUAAAAUAAGGAAGCUCAGAUGUUUAGUUCUGCUGUGAUGAUUGACUUGUGACAUUUUGAUUUUUAUUUCAUUUUUGUAAUUUUCAAAAAUUGAAAUAUACAAGAAGUAACAAAACUUUAGACACCGAUUAUGAGCUACUACCCGAUCGGUCAAGCUGUUCCACCUCCAAGUGGCGGAUCUGGAGGCUGGGGUGGCCAGCAGGGUGGAGCUGGAGGAUGGGGACCACCUCCAAAUGCCGGAGCAGGCUGGAACCAACCGACCGGUGCAUGGGCAGCUCCAUCUGGAUAUGGAGGCGGUCAGAACAUACCGGUAGUUACUCCACAGAAUGUACCAACGUUCAAUCAAGGUGAUGUAUCUGAUUCUUACAAGAAAGCCAUUGAAUACUUCAAGAGUAUGAGUGAUCAGGAUCAAAUUCCUGAAGAUGGUAGAUGGGCAUUUUUGGCACUCGCUGGCAUUGAUGGUGCAAUUGAUGCCUAUGAGCUGCAAGAUAUUCUCAAUAGAAUCUUUCUUAGCGAUUUUAAGUUUGAUGGUUUUGGUGCUGAUAUGACUAGGAGCUUGGUGGCUAUGAGAGAUUAUGACCUGUCUGGAAAGUUGGGAUUCGAUGGAUUUAGAGGAUUGUGGACGGAUCUAGCUUGGUGUAAGAGAGCCUUUGUCAUGUUUGAUGUAAACAAAUCUGGAGCUUUUUGCAAGAAUGAAUUCACUAAGGCCUUAGAAGUUAUGGGCCUCACAGUGACCCCGAAGACCCACAAAGCCAUGCUAAUGAGGUACACGGACAAAGAUGGAAAUAUAAGAUUCGACGAUUUUGUGCUCUGCUACAUCAGACUGAAGACUAUGAUGACCAUCUAUCAGAACAAAGAUCCAAGAGGUAUGGGCAAUUCAGACUUCGAGAGAGAUGAGUUCGUCCAAUUGGCCAUCUACUCUUAAACGAACAAUCUUCCAGCAUAUAUAUUUAUAUGGAUAUACACAUUUAUUUAUACAUACUUAUACAUAUUCAUUCAUUCAUUCAUUCAUUCAUUCAUUCAUUCAUUCAUUCAUUCAUUCAUUCAUUCAUUCAAUCGUGUUGUUAUAAUGUCAUCGACUUGAAAAUUAUUUUAAUGACAAUUCUUUUGAUAAUAAAUGUAUGGUUUGAAUAUAUAUAUAUAUAUAUAUAUAUAUAUAUAUAUAUAUAUUCUGAAUAAUAUAUAUAUAUAUUAUAAUAUAAUAUAAAUGAAUUGUAAAUUGUUUAUAUCAAUGCAAGUUAACUCUCCAUUUGCCAUGUUUUUUUUAUUUAUAUAUUUUUUUUUUCAAAUUGCGAAAAUAAAAUUGUUGUUUUUUGUUUAUUAUGCUGGCGAUAAAUGAUAAUAAUUAUACUAUAAUAAUAUUUUUAUUAUUUUUGAUGCUGUUGUUAUUGGUAAUAAUGAUACACUGAAUCUCGC